Molecule: messenger RNA, 2248 nt
Organism: Hevea brasiliensis (rubber tree)
Lineage: Eukaryota; Viridiplantae; Streptophyta; Magnoliopsida; Malpighiales; Euphorbiaceae
Product: protein MOS2
Exons: 2
Coding region: 85-1479 (464 amino acids)
Biological process (GO): mRNA splicing, via spliceosome
Cellular component (GO): spliceosomal complex
Molecular function (GO): nucleic acid binding
Source: RefSeq, a predicted model, not a curated record
UUUAAGAAUCAUAUCAGCGGGGAAGGGGAACUGUGGCAGACCGGAGCGGAGCUCUGACCAUCUUCAUAAAAAAUAAUAGAGGCAAUGAAACUCUCCUUCUCAAUCCCAAAAUCAGCCCCCAAACCCACACCUAAGCCUAAAACCUCAUCUGAAAUCGAUAGCGUUAACGUGACCCAAAACAAUGGCACCGUAAAAGAAUACGUCACAGAAUUUGAUCCCUCAAAAACCCUAGCCAAUUCCAAUCGGAAUCUCAUUAUCCCCCCAAAAGAGAACGAAUGGAGACCCCACAAGCGAAUGAAGAACCUCAACCUCCUUCCCACUCUCCAGUCCGACUCUGAAGGCCUUCGCUUCGAGGUCGCCACCGAUGGCCACGGCGACGACGAUAAGAGUAUGUCCUACGGCCUCAAUAUCCGACAGCAAAGCAGUUUCGACGCUGGUGUCGAAGGAACCAAAGCUCAUCAGACAGCAGAAACUACUGAGAAUUUGUUGCUGGAGAAGUUGAAGUACGAUCUCCAGCGGUUGCCGGAGGAUCGAGGAUUUGAGGAGUUCAAGGAUGUGCCUGUGGAAGGUUUUGGUGCGGCUUUGCUGGCUGGCUAUGGUUGGCAUGAAGGCAGAGGUAUCGGAAGAAAUGCUAAGGAAGAUGUCAAAGUCAAGCAAUACCACAAGAGAACUGAUAAAGAAGGAUUAGGCUUUGUUCCUCCUGCUUCCAAUACUACUAGUGCUAGUAUUAACGAUAGAGAUAGACAAAAGGAGAGGAAAAUAGAGAGAGUCAGAGAUGAUCAUGGUGAUGGUUUCUUCGUUGGUAAAGAUGUCAGAGUUAUUGCUGGUGGAAGAGGUAUUUUGGGGUUAAAGGGUAGAAUUUCAAAGAGGUUAGAUGAUGGUCGGGUUGUUUUUAAGCUUUCAGGAAGCGAUGAGGAGCUUAAACUGCAUAUUUCUGAUAUUGCUGAUUUGGGCUCUAAAGAAGAAGAGAAGUGCUUGAGGAAGUUGAAAGCUUUACAGAUAGAAAGCAAGCAAUCGAAGUAUAGGGAUAAUCAAAAGCGCAUUACUGAAUCAAGUAAAGAAAACAGAGAGACUGUGAGGAGAGACGGUGGUCAAGAGAAAGAUGAUGGAAAGCGAUGGCUUAGAAAUCACAUUCGAGUCAGAAUUAUAAGCAAGGACCUGAAAGGAGGCAGAUUUUAUUUGAAGAAGGGGGAGGUGGUAGAUGUGGUUGGUCCAUAUGCAUGUGAUAUAUCCAUGGAUGAGACUAAGGAGUUGGUACAAGGGGUAGAUCAGGAUCUUCUUGAGACUGCAUUACCACGUCGUGGGGGUCCUGUCCUUGUUCUGUAUGGGAAGCAUGAGGGGGUGUAUGGUAAUUUGGUUCAGAGGGAUUUGGACCAAGAGACUGGGGUUGUGCAAGAUGCUGAUACUCAUGAAUUACUCAAUGUCAAACUUGAACAAAUUGCAGAGUACAUUGGAGAUCCCAGUUACAUUGGCUAUUGAUGUUCCUGGUGCUUUUCAGUUCAUGCUGUCAAUAGAUAUAUUUGACGUUCACCUGACCCUGGACCUGAAUUCAUAGAAAAACCAGAAAGCUUACUUGGUGAACAUUGGGUAUGACCAUCCAAAAUCAACAAUAGCCCACAAAUCUCAAAGUGCCCACAAGUUUCAAAGUAAUGUCUAACAGUCAACUAGAUGAGAUGAUUUCUAUGUUAAAGAAAUAACUGUUCCUGAUGUUCUGCUGACCUAAAAUCGAGCUUAGCUCCUUUAUGAGCGUUGUUGGCUCAUUAUUUCUAACUGAAAAUGAAAUUAUGUGCGCUAUAGUCUGCUUUUGUAUUGUAUACAGAGCUACAGAUACAGAUUUGUUCUUAAUGCUGGUGAUCUUCGCUACUGUUUGUGAUAUUUUCGAGCUGGCACCAAUGAUCUUCCUUGUAUCGUGGUCAACAGGAAAACCCGUCACAUUACUGAAUGUGGUUACAAGGCCGCUGCCUUCAUCCUAUGCUGAGCUUGAAGUAUUUGUUUUCUUCCAAAGUUUCUAACCUCAACUACCUGGUAGGUCUUCUUCUGUCCGUGUGAAAGGCACAACUUUAGCAAUUAGGAGGUCUCUGUGUGAAGCCUGGGAUGAGCCGGCUGAUUGUCGUCUUGCACUGUUCAUGUUAACUACAAAACUUGAUAUAGAAGCUGGUCUUUUAGUGUUUUAUAUUGGAUGCCAUGAAUCUUGUAGAUUUUUAAAUUAACGUGCUAUAAAUUUGUUUGAGAAUAUGAUUCAAAACAA